Molecule: messenger RNA, 2375 nt
Organism: Calypte anna (Anna's hummingbird)
Lineage: Eukaryota; Metazoa; Chordata; Aves; Apodiformes; Trochilidae
Gene: DDRGK1
Product: DDRGK domain containing 1
Exons: 9
Coding region: 89-991 (300 amino acids)
Source: RefSeq, a predicted model, not a curated record
CCUUGAGGUGGGGCGGUCCGGUCCCGGUCCUGGUCCCGGUCCUGGUCCCGGUGCCGGUGCCGCUGGAAGGCCCGGGGGGAGGGUGGCGAUGGACGCGGUGCUGUUGGCAGCCGCCGCUCUGCUCCUCGCUGUCCUCCUCUUCUUCGCUACCCGGCUCCGCAGCCAGGCCAGGGAAGCUGAUGAGGAGCACCAGCAACAUGUGGCAGCAGCAGCAGCAGCAGGGGCCAGGCCAAGGCCCCAGCUGGAAGAGAGGGGAGAGGGGAUGCCCCGACGGCGGAGGAACAUGGGGAGCAGGCUGAUGGCCCAGAGGAGAGCUCAGCAGGCAGAGGACUGGCUGGAAGAGGAAGAUGAUGCUGAGGAGGUGCCAGAAUUUCAGGUGUCUGGGAAAAUUGGAGCAAAGAAGCAGAGGAAAUUAGAAGAGAAACAAGCCAGAAAAGCACAGAGAGAGGCUGAAGAAGCAGAACGAGAAGAACGGAAAAAACUUGAGUCAAAAAGAGAGGAGGAAAGGAGGAAAGAAGAGGAGAGGCUGCGCCUGGAGGAGGAACGACAGGAAGAGGAAAAAAGGAAGGCAAAGGAAGAAGAGGAGAAGAGGGAGUAUGAAGAGUACCUGAAGCUGAAGGAGAGUUUUGUAGUUGAAGAGGAAGGGGUUGAAGAAUCAAUGACAGAGGAAGAGUCUCGCAGCUUCCUGAUGGAAUUUCUGGACUAUGUUAAGAAAACAAAGGUUAUCCAGCUGGAAGACUUGGCUUCCCAUUUGGGUUUAAGAACACAGGAUGCAAUCAACAGGAUCCAGGACCUGAUGGCAGAUGGCACACUAACAGGUGUGAUUGAUGACAGAGGGAAAUUCAUCUACAUCACUCCCGAGGAGAUGGCUGCUGUGGCUCAGUAUAUCAAACAGAGGGGACGGGUCUCCAUCACAGAGCUGGCCCAGGCCAGCAAUUCCCUCAUCAACCUCCAGCCUGACAGCCAAGCUGUUGCUCCAACUGUGGCUUGAGAGGAAUACAGCAGGAGUUUGACUUCUUCAUGAAUAAGCCCUGUAAUUAGAAAGCAACAAAAUCCCCUUUAAUCUGCUCACGGUGCUUGGAGAUCGGCUGCUCCUUUUUGAGCAUCAGCUGCAAACCUGAUCCAGAGUUCCUGCUCUCAUCCUGUUAGAGCUGAUAGAAAAUAGGACAAGGACUUGGGGUUCAAACACUCUGAUCUACCUGUUCCCCAGGAAUAUCAGCAGUUCCUACAGAGGGACUUUAUCUUGGCAGCCAGGCCUGUGGGACUCUACCCAAACUUUUUAUCAUUUCCAGAUUCUGAUGUCUGUAACGAAUGUAGUUGGGUUUGAUUGCACUCAGAAGUCUCCAGGUUUGCUCUGAGCUGUGGGACUUUGUGGCAAUGACACAAAGAGCCCAGAACACCAGGUGUGCUGGGUGAAGCUGCCAGAUCUUGUCUUCUCCAUCAGCACUGGAAGGACAGAGCAAAAAAAGAAAAGUCGACGAGCGUGUCCCUUCAUCCUGAAACUCUAGAAAUGUGAGAACUUCCAGAGGUUAUUUCAGAGAAUUUCUGCUCCAUAAAUAUGUUUUUCUUGGUUGAUGUCAUGCAAAAGGCUUGCUGGCAGCCUGGCUGCAUUAUUUUGCUGUGGCCAGGAGACAGAAACACCUCUAGGGAAAGGCUGACUCGCCUCAUGUAUUGUGCAGGCCAAUUCUGCUGAUACCAACCAGACUCUGGUGAUUCAUCCUUUGAAGUAAGAGCCAGCUCAGUGGGUCUGAAGACCUCAGACACCCCCAGCCUGUGGCCUUUGUGUUUCAGAAGUUUUUUUAAAAGUAAGAAAAGUUUAAAAGAAAAAAACAGGCACUCUGAAUCAUGCAAUUAAUGUUACAAGUAAAUGAUUCUUAAUGUAUUAAUUACAGGGGUCAGCAUAUUUCCUGCAUAAGAACAUUUCUUUUUUUUUUUAAAUAGCCUAAUUGAUGCUUUGUUAAUUCUCCUUUCUGAAACCAACAGAAUCUGUGUGGGUUUUUAUAAGUGGGAAGGGCAGGAGGGGUUGGCUUUGUCACUUCCAAACUUAGAACCUGAGUAGACUACAAGCCAGGUUAUCACUGAGAUGAGAGAGCAAUGAAAGAAUGUUUAAAAGCCUCUUUUCCUUUUUAACCUCAUCACUACUGCCCAAGGUGAUGCUCUGCAGAGUGCUGUGGAAGAUGGGUGAUUUAUUACUGUGUUGCCCAAACCACAGCCAGCAAAAAGAUUGCUUGAGAUUUGAUGCUUGUGAUGUCUCUCAAUAGUUCAGAAUUUUAUUUUCUCCAUGUUUUGGUGUUUUUGUUUUGGUUUCGUUUUGGUUUUGGGGUUUUUUGGUUCUGUCCUAAACUGCCAAUAAAAACUGCAUUGAAAGAACUGCA